Messenger RNA from Venturia canescens, 1600 nucleotides. RefSeq names its product FAM172 family protein homolog CG10038. NCBI's taxonomy places the organism in Eukaryota, Metazoa, Arthropoda, Insecta, Hymenoptera, Ichneumonidae. Gene Ontology annotation, biological process: regulatory ncRNA-mediated heterochromatin formation. Gene Ontology annotation, molecular function: siRNA binding. Gene Ontology annotation, cellular component: nucleus. The record is from RefSeq and is a predicted model, not a curated record. The transcript is spliced from 7 exons. Bases 555 to 1484 code for a protein of 309 amino acids.
GGAAAUGACGGUACUUCAAUCUUCAUAGUGUAGAGAAUUUUUGUGAAAUAGUUUCGUGAAAUUCGUUUUACGAAAUUUCGGGUCAAUCUAGUUCCGAAAAUCUUACUUCAAUAUUAUAUACCGACCUUGAAUUACGAUUUCGUUAUAAUCGAUACUAAAUAUGAAAUUACUCGAAAAGUUCAAUUGUCAAAUAUUUGCAAUUGAAAACUGGUUGUUCCAGCUUCGAGGAAAUUCCACCUGGCGGUUGUAGCAUUGGCCGGAAAAUCUUCAUGAACUUUACCGAAUGAUGGAAAAACCGAGCCCAAAGUUGCUCAAAGCAUGCAUUCGAUGCAUUGUGUCCUAAGCUUUAUGGCGAUUGUUUUGGAAACAGUGAAAACAUCGACUACACUGUUCGAACGUGUGCGGCAAAACACCGACUUUACUGAGGAAUAAUUUCAAAUAUUGUGUUAAUAAUUAAAUCGGGAAGUUCUUUAAACUCACUAAUCAUUUCUUUCAAAUAUUUACUUCCCCUGUGCGUCUUUCGCUGCAUAGCGACGACAGCGCGGGUUGUCAAUAUGUCAUUGGACAAAAAAAUUACUUUUCCGAAGAAUCUUAAGGAGUUUGGAUACGGUUUUGAUGAAGGUGGCAAAUUACGGAAAGUAGAUCUGGUCACCAAUGUGAUGAGUAAGGAAGAAGGCUUCGAAUUCAACGUUUCUGAAGAUCCUCAAUACAAUCAAAAGCGUUACGAAGCAUUGGGCGAGGUGAUCAACGAAUACGUUUACGAUUUACUGGAAAAAGAGGGUCUGCGAAGGAUCCCAGUGCCGAAAACGAGUAACGCACCACUGGCAUUGCGAUCGUCGAUAUUUGCGAGCGAGGAUGCAUUUGAGAACGAAAAAUUGCUGAUACUCAUUCACGGAAGCGGUGUAGUGAGAGCGGGCCAGUGGGCACGUCGUUUGAUAAUAAACGACGAUCUCAACUCCGGAACACAACUGCCCUAUAUUCGAAGGGGAAGGAAGCUCGGAUAUGGAAUUUUAGUGCUCAAUACGAACGACAAUUCCAGAACGAUUGGUAACGAAGUGAAAAAAAUUCCGGGCAGUGAGGAUCCGUACGCGCAUUUGCGGACAGUCUGGUCCGAUUACGUGAAAGGGUCGAACGCCAAGAAAAUCGGAAUAAUCGCUCACAGUUACGGCGGUGUUUGCACUAUCAAAUUCGCAAUGGAAAAUCCCGAAGAAUUCGUCAAGAAAGUAUUCGCUGUUGCUUUCACCGACAGCGUUCACUCAUCCAUGAUGCCUACCAAAGGAACUGAUCACAUAAUAAAAAUAACCAAAAAUUGGGUAACUUCGGACAAGCCGUUGGACACACCCGAAAAAACAUCGAGCGACGAUGUCGAGUGCGUUUCAGCAGGAACGUCGGUCCACGAAAUGACUUCGUGGUCCAGCAUCGAGUCUGUGUUCAGAUUUUUGGAGCAACGUUACAGGAGCGUUACAGCGAAGGAAGAGUUGUAAUAACUUAUGAAUUGUCAAGGAGCAAUAAAAAUAAACUAAUUCGCGAUUAUGAGUUACGUCGUGGCGAAUAUUUUACUUUAAUUUUGUAAUUCUGUUCCAAUAAACUUGAAAAACUA